Molecule: messenger RNA, 36230 nt
Organism: Gigantopelta aegis
Lineage: Eukaryota; Metazoa; Mollusca; Gastropoda; Neomphalida; Peltospiridae
Cellular component (GO): extracellular region
Molecular function (GO): chitin binding; protein binding
Source: RefSeq, a predicted model, not a curated record
AUGGUGAGAGCAGAUCGUGUUGACAGUGUGUGUAACUGUACAGUGGACUGUGUUAUCAGCUGUAAUGCUGGAGAAUACUUCGAUUCGGGAAAUUGUCUGACAUGCCCAACAGGACACUAUUGUGUGGGUGGAAGUGCAUCAAAAACGGAAUGUGCUGUUGGAUCGUAUAAUGGAAAUACAGGCAGCUCUGCAGUAUCUGACUGCACGACCUGCACCGCCGGACAGAUCAGUGCAGCUGGUUCUGCAAGCUGUUCUCUGUGUCCUGCAGGCUACAGCUGUAGUGGUGGGACGACGUCAGGCACGUGCACGUCUCCGCAGUACUCGGUGGAGGGGGAUGAUGUGUGUAAUGCAUGUCCAUCCGGGAAAAUCUGCCCAACAACUACAAAUCCACCAACGGCCUGUGAUCCGGGUAAAGAAGCAAAUGCAAGUCAAACAGCUUGUGUUGACUGUAGUACUGGAUCAUAUCGAGCUGCCUCAGAUACAUCAUGCCUCACCUGUCCAAAAGGCUAUAAAUGUCCGACCGGUAUGAUGAGUGCAGCAAUCAUUUGUCCAAGCGGGAAGUACCAAACAGCAACAGGUCAGACUUCCUGUGAUGACUGCCCCGCGGGGUCAGAGUGCACUGACACGACAACAGCCAAUCAGUGUGCAGCUGGCAAGUAUGCCACUCUAGGAUCAGGCGUCUGUACAAGCUGUUCUACAGGAACGUACAGCUUGGCAGAGGCAGACAACUGUACUGCGUGUGAUCCAGGAUACGACUGUAUAGCUCGUGAUGCCGCACCUUCAUUGUGUGCGGCGGGGACAUACAAUCCGGGCGGAAACCAAGGAUGUCUUGUGUGUGCUCCAGGUUAUUACAGCAAGACAGGUGCAGGUAGCUGCACAAUAUGUCCAGCAGGAAAGAACUGCACGGAUCCAGCAGUCUCGGGAUCAAAUCCACCUGACUGCGAGGCAGGCAGCUACAGUGCAGAGGGAGAUUCCAGCUGUACAAACUGCCCCACAGGAUACUACAGCCCUGGAUCUGUUGCAGCUUGUACCAUUUGCCCUGCUGGCAAGGACUGCACCAACCCUGCUCUUCCGUUAUCCUCCCUCCCAGACUGUCCAGCAGGAACUUACAGUGCCGAAGGUUCAGCUGCAUGCACAAACUGUGCAACAGGAUAUUACAGCCCUGGGGCUGCUGCAGCUUGUACCAUUUGCCCUGCUGGCAAGGAUUGCUCAAACCCAGCUCUUCUGUUAUCCUCCCUCCCAGAUUGUCCAGCAGGAAUGUACAGUGCCGAGGGAGUCGGCUCUUGUUCGAAUUGUGCUGCAGGAUACUUUAGCAGAGCAGCAGAGGCAAACUGCACGAUAUGUCCAGCAGGAAAGAACUGUAGCAAUCCAGCUGUAACUGGUUCUGUUCCAGAUGACUGCCCAGCAGGAACGUUCAGUAAUGAGGGUGAUCAAGGAUGUACCCAGUGCAUUAGUGGAUACUACAGUUCAGCUGGCGCUACAAGUUGUACCAUUUGUCCUGCAGGCCAAAGCUGCAUUAGUGAUACACUUACAAACUGUGCCCCAGGAACCUUCAGCAAGGAAGGAGAAUCAAACUGUAGUUCGUGUCUUUCUGGGUAUUACAGCCAAUCUACAGCAGGCAUCUGUACGAUCUGCCCAGCUGGAAAGAACUGCUCUGAUCCGGCUGUAACUGGUGUAUUACCAGAUGACUGUCCUGUGGGAACAUUCAGUAAAGAAGGUGACUCCGGCUGUACUCAGUGUGAUGGAGGAUAUUACAGCUCAUUGGGAUCAAGCAGCUGCACAGUUUGUCCAGGAGGAAAGAGUUGCAGUGGGGAUGUAUUGACAGACUGCAGUGCAGGCACUUACAGCAAGGCAGGGGAACUGAUCUGUAAAACCUGUCUCUCUGGAUAUUACAGUAACUCAGCAGCAGAUAUAUGUACCAUCUGCCCGGCUGGAAAGAACUGCUCAGAUCCAGCUGUAACUGGUUCUGUUCCAGACAACUGCCCAGCAGGAACGUUCAGUAAUGAGGGUGAUCAAGGAUGUACCCAGUGCAUUAGUGGAUACUACAGUUCAGCUGGCGCUACAAGUUGUACCAUCUGUUCUGCAGGCCAAAGCUGCAUUAGUGAUACACUUACAAACUGUGCCCCAGGAACCUUCAGCAAGGAAGGAGAAUCAAACUGUAGUUCGUGUCUUUCUGGGUAUUACAGCCAAUCUACAGCAGGUAUCUGUACGAUCUGCCCAGCUGGAAAGAACUGCUCUGAUCCGGCUGUAACUGGUGUAUUACCAGAUGACUGUCCUGUGGGAACAUUCAGUAAAGAAGGUGACUCCGGCUGUACUCAGUGUGAUGGAGGAUAUUACAGCUCAUUGGGAUCAAGCAGCUGCACAGUUUGUCCAGGAGGAAAGAGUUGCAGUGGGGAUGUAUUGACAGACUGCAGUGCAGGCACUUACAGCAAGGCAGGGGAACUGACCUGCAAAACCUGUCUCUCUGGAUAUUACAGUAACUCAGCAGCAGAUAUUUGUACGAUCUGCCCGGCUGGAAAGAACUGCUCAGAUCCAGCUGUAACUGUUUCGGUUCCAGAUGACUGCCCAGCAGGAAAAUUCAGUAAUGAGGGAGACCAAGGAUGUACCCAGUGUCUUGGUGGAUACUACAGUUCAGCUGGUGCUACAAGUUGUACCAUUUGUCCUGCAGGCCAAAGCUGCAUUAGUGAUACACUUACAAACUGUGCCCCAGGAACCUUCAGCAAGGAAGGAGAAUCAAACUGUAGUUCGUGUCUUUCUGGGUAUUACAGCCAAUCUACAGCAGGCAUCUGUACGAUCUGCCCAGCUGGAAAGAACUGCUCUGAUCCAGCUGUAACUGGUUCAGUGCCAGUCGACUGCCCAGCAGGAACAUUCAGUAAUGAAGGUGAUUCCGGUUGCACCCAGUGUGAAGCUGCCUACUACAGCUCUGCAGGUUCUACAAGCUGUACAAUCUGUCCUGCGGGGAAAAGUUGCAGUGGUGAUACACUAACGGACUGUGCCCCAGGAACUUACAGCAAGGCGGGCGAAACUGUUUGCAGUCCAUGUCUUUCUGGGUACUACAGCAAAACUGGGGCAGGAUUGUGUACAGUUUGUCCUGGUGGAAGUAACUGCAUUGAUCCUGCCGUGUUGGGUUCUGAUCCUCCUCUGUGCCCUGCUGGAACAUUCAGCAAUGUAGGCGAUACGGGAUGCACAUCUUGUGAAGCAGGUUACCAUAGUGAUGCUGGUGCUACAACGUGCACCAAGUGUCCAGCCGGCCGUGACUGCACCAACUCUGCUUUAGCAACAGCCAGCCUCCCAGUGUGUACUCCGGGGACCUACAGCAAGGAAGGAGACGUAGGCUGUCAACCAUGUGCUGCUGGAUUCUUCAGUCUGUCUGGAGCAGACGUCUGCACUGUCUGUCCAGCGGGAAAGGAUUGCAGCAAUGUGACAACCAUCACUACCACUCCUCCAGACUGUGCUGCAGGAUCUUUCAGCUUGCAAGGGGACUACGGCUGCACGAACUGCCCCAUAGGAUCUUACACCAGUUCUCCAGGUCAGGGCAGCUGUACGCAGUGUCGUGCUGGGUACUAUUGUGACUUCACGUCGGAAACUCAGUGUGGGGCCGGGAAAUACAGCACCUCCGGUUCAACCCUCUGUACCAGCUGCCCCGCAGGAUAUGAGUGCCCCGGACUGACCGACGCAGCACCCUCUAUUUGUUCGGCCGGGACGUACUCGAGCAAUGGUUCCAGCACGUGCACCUCGUGUGAAGCAGGUCACUACUGUCCGACAGAUGGGAUGGGUUCGGCCAUUCAAUGUGCGGCUGGACACUACCAGACAGGAACUGGCCAGACGUCGUGUACCGAGUGUGCACAAGGAUACAAGUGCACCGACCGUACCCAGAGUGCUAAAGCUUGUCCUGUAGGACAGUACCAAGAUGGCCGAGGAAUGGAGGCCUGCAAAUCGUGUCCGUCUGGCUACUACAACACAGGAACUGCUACAAUACAGUGCACGAUCUGUCCAGCAGGAUCAAAGUGUCCUGAUCCAACAGCGUCACCUGUACUGUGUGCCAGUGGAGAGUUUUCUAACGAAGGAGCCACAGCUUGUCAGGCGUGUCCAGUUGGUCAGAUCUGUUCUGGAGGAAGCCCAGUGUCCUGCCUGAGUGGGCAGUACUCAAAUGGAACUGGUUGUGUGGACUGCCCUGUUGGAUAUGCGUGUCCAUCACCCAUCUCGGGACGACAGGCCUGCCCCUCGGGGACGUACCAGGACCAGACAAAACAGACGAACUGUCUGAGCUGCCCGCUGGGGAAAUCUUGUCUCGACGUUUCUCAGACACCGGUCAGCUGUAACGCUGGAUUCCUCAGCCUGGCAGGAGAGGCAGCCUGCAGAAGUUGUCCCAAUGGUUACUACAGCAGUUCUGGGGCUGGGUCAUGCCAACAGUGCCCUGCAGGUCAGAAAUGUUUUGACGGAUCCAGCUUCAUCACCCCGACAGAUUGUCUUGCUGGAACCUUCUCACGCGUUGCCGAAUCAACUUGCACAGCCUGUGAUGCAGGUACAUACAGUGAUAUUAAAGCAUCAUCCUGUUCUCUCUGCCCGGCUGGGAAAUCAUGCAAUGAUCCAUCUGCUACACCAGUCAGCUGUGACCCUGGAACCUACAGCUCUACAGGAAAGACCGUCAGCUGUACUCCGUGUCCUGCUGGCUUCGAGUGUCCCACCACCUCGGCCACACCCACAGCCUGUCAAUCAGGUUUCUACUCGCCAGCGAACCAGACCGCCUGCCUCCAGUGCCCCACCGGUCAGUCCUGCAUAGAUCCAUCCCAGGCCCCGGUCAACUGUCAGACUGGCCAGUACAGUCCACAGGGUUCCAGCACAUGCAGCCAGUGCCCUGCUGGUUAUGACUGCAAUCCUUCCCAGGACUCCCUUCCACCGUGCAGUUCUGGCAACUACAGCACCGCAGGUCAACCUUGUCAGACGUGUCCGCCUGGCACGUAUUGUCCGUUCCCGAGUAUCGGUCCAAUCUCAUGUAAGACAGGGACAUACUCCCUCGGUUCUGCUACUACGUGCACCGUCUGUCCAGCGGGAAGCUACUGUGCCUCAGCGAGCUCUGAUGCAGUCCUCUGCAGUGCUGGACAGUUCAGUUCUGUAGGCUCCACCUCCUGUUCACCGUGCCCCGCUGGUUACUACUGCACUGCAGGCACGGCCACACCCACAGCCUGCACCCCCGGGACAUAUGCUGUAGCAGGACAGUCUAGCUGCACUGGUUGUCCAUCAGGGCACGCCUGUCCAUCAACAACAACGGGAACCACAUACCUUUGUCCUGGAGGAACCUACUCCCUGGGUAACCAGUCAAGCUGUACCCCAUGCACCGCAGGAUCCGCAUGUCCAGACACCUCAACAGACACGGCUGUCUCAUGUUCGGUCGGGUUCUAUGCCGAGACGGGAUCGCCAGCAUGUCAGCCGUGUCCUGCGGGAUGGCAGUGUCCGACAACUGAUGGACUGAGCAACGCACGCUGUCAGACGGGCUACUACUCCCUUGGCAACGCCACAGCUUGCACCGAGUGUCCAACGGGAAAGGCCUGUCCUUCCACAAGCACCAACCAAAUCAUUGACUGUGCCUCAGGAACGUAUUCUGUUGGCAAGCAGACGUCGUGCACCAUCUGCCCGAAAGGGUACGAAUGCCCCGACAUCAACGCUAACACGGAAACAAAGUGUUCUAACGGUUAUUACAGCGAAGGAGGCCGAGCUGCCUGUGUCCAGUGUCCUGCCGGGUUCAGGUGUCCGACGAUUUACGAUGACUACAAGAUCACCUGUACUCCGGGAACGUUUUCCGAGGCGGGUGCGACUGCGUGCACCCUGUGUCCAGCCGGCGAGGAGUGUCCUAAGAACAACCAGACGGGAACACCUUGUACCGACGGAUUCUACAGUCUGGCCGGUCAGACGGCCUGCUCACCAUGUUCAGCUGGUUAUCAGUGUGCUACCAAGAAUGUCAAACCAGUCAUUUGUCCGGCAGGUCAGUACAGCAGUGCACAGGCCAUCACCUGUACCAACUGCGACGCCGGUUAUGCCUGUCUUGAGGGUAGCAGCCGCAAAGACCCACCAGCAGCCUUAUGCCGACUAGGAUACUUCUGUCCUGAUGGUAAAGCAGAAACCAAAUGUCUUGCUGGCACGUAUGGUGAUAUCAGAGGCUUGACAGCAGCUACCGAUUGCAAGGACUGUCCUCAGGGUUACUACUGCCCAGAAGGAACAGCUGGUCAACCGACCUCCAGUCUCAUUUGUCCCAAAGGUCACUUCUGCCCGACAAAGACGGCAGACUACAAAGAAAAUCCAUGUGCAGGAGGAACGUUCUACAACAACCUUGGUGCUGUUGCUCAGACAGAGUGUAAAGACUGUUCUCAGGGUCGAUUCUGUCCAGCUGGUACCCCCGACGACUGGCACGACUCCAACGAGUGCCCUAGGGGAAGCUACUGUCCCGUAAAAAGCGCCAGCCCCAUACCUUGCCCUGCAGGAAUGUACACUGCCGAGACUGGAUCGACCGGUCUGGAAUUCUGCCGCAUAUGUCCUGCUGGACAUUACUGUGAAUCUGGAACCCCAACACCUACGCCGUGUGACAGAGGAUUCUUUAAUCCUUACACGGAACAAAACAGCUCUGCGAAUUGUGCCCCCUGCACUUCCGGUUUCGCCUGCACAUCAUUCGGACUCACGGAACCAAACUACCCUUGUUCUCCGGGCUACUACUGUCCUGGAGGGAACUACUUACCCAACCAGACUGAGUAUGCAUGUCCUGCUGGCACGUUCACCAACUUCAACAAUCUGACGUCCAUCGACCAGUGUCAGGAUUGCGAAGUGACUGUGGCUUGUUUGAUAGGGACCGGAGGACUCCAGAAACCUCCUGUGUCCUGUGCUAAGGGUCACUACUGUCCUGUGAAGACUGGUUCACCAACUCAGUAUCCGUGUGCUGCCGGGACUUGGACGAAUCUCACUAACCUGGCCAAUCAGAAGGGAUGCUAUCCGUGUCCGGUGGGCUACUACUGUUUGGAGGGAUCUCCUGCACCAACCGAUGUCUGUGCUAAAGGGCACUGGUGUCCAAUCAACACGGAGUAUGCAACACAACAUCCCUGUCAUGCUGGUUCCUAUAGCAACAAAACAGGAAACAUCCGGUGGGAGCAGUGUGAAGAUUGCCCCCCGGGUCACUACUGUCCGGAGGCUUCCAUCCUGCCAACAGGUUGCCCUGCAGGGACGUACUACGAGAAUGAGAAGGCGGAGAAGGUCCAGGACUGUGUGGACUGCAAGGCCGGCUUUUACUGUCCGGGUCUGAGCAACACUGAACCGUUGCCAUGCGAGAAGGGAAACUACUCUGCCUCGGGGGCUGCAGCAUGCACACUGUGUGAAGCUGGGUAUUACUGUGACCAGAAUGCCACCAGCAACACUUUCAUGUUGGCAGAACGCAUCUGUCCCGCAGGUGUGGAAUGCCCCCCUGGAAUGGUCAAACAACCGGAUCUCAUUGCAGACAAGUGUCGGACCGGUCACUACUGUCCAGCGGGCGAUAUCAACCCUUACCCCGUGCCCUGCCCCAAGGGAACCUUCAACCCGGACUACGGAAGAAAACAGGUCUCGGACUGUGUGUACUGCACUCCUGGCCAGUACUGCGACGUGGAGGGUCUGAACACCACCGCCGGAGACUGCCCUGGGGGUUACUACUGCCCCCUGGGAACAGGCAACCAGGACACCUACCCGUGUCCUAUAGGAUUCUACAGGAAUGGGUCGGCCCGAGAGUCCUUCCAGGACUGUACUGAGUGUAUCUCCGGUUUCUACUGCGACCGAGAAGGUCUCGCUGUGCCCAUCGACUGCCCGCCGGGCUAUUUCUGCGUCAGCGGCAGCACGUUCGCUCAGCCAUGUCCACUCGGCACGUACAGCAACUCAACGAAGCUCCGUCGGAGCACGGACUGCACGCCAUGCCCCGGCGGCUACUACUGCGACGGAAUCGGUCGCACAGAACCAAUGGACAUCUGCGACGCAGGUUUCUUCUGCCGUGAGAAGGCGUACACGUCGGCUCCUCCCACGGGGGCCACAGGGGGAGUGUGCGAAGCCGGCGGCUACUGUCCGCCCGGGUCGGCGUUCCCCACGGCGUGUCCAGUCGGCAAAUACAGCAAGUCGAAAGGCGCGAAGACCGAGUUCGACUGCAUCCCGUGCGAUCCAGGGUUCUUUUGUGCCGGAUCGAGCAGCAGCAAUGCAUCGGAACAGUGUGCCGCUGGGUACUACUGCACGGGAGGCUCGGGGAUCCCAACGCAGUUCGAGACGAGCGAGGGGCACUACACGCUGAAAGGAGCCUUCAAAGAGGAGCCGUGUCCACCGGGGAAGUACCAGCCUGCCCGGCGGUCAGCCGAAUGUCUGCUGUGUCCGCAGGGAUACUUCUGCAAUGGGACCGGAACGGUCAGCGCAAUCAUCUGUCCCAAAGGUAGCUACUGUCCCGAGGGCAGCCAGAACCCGGUCCCAUGUCCUCGUGGGACUUUCUUGAAGGACACGGGACAGUAUAAAGAGGAACACUGCAACCCUUGUACUCAGGGCUGGGCCUGUGAAGAAUUCGGUCUCGUGGAACCCGUCACCAAAUGCAAUCCGGGUCACUACUGCAUGUCCGGUUCGAAUACGUCUCAUCCGGUGGCAAUGCCGUUUGGUGAUCUGUGUCCUCCCGGUUACUUCUGUCCUGAGGGGACUGCGGACUAUGUGCACACACCAUGUUCUAACGGGACAUAUGGGAACUACUCUGGACUGGAUGCCGAGGAGAACUGCACGCGGUGCGAUCCAGGCAGAGUGUGUAACGGGUUCGCACUCACCGAGCCCAACGGAAUCUGUGCGGCAGGUUAUUUCUGCCGCGGAGGAGCCAAGACGGACAUGCCCAGCGAUGGAGGAGCCACAGGAAACCCGUGCACCAAGGGCUCCUACUGUCCUCCUGGAACAGGUGAGCCUCUACAAUGUCCGUCUGGCUCGUACACAAACAGUACUGGACUGGAUCACUGCAUGGGUUGUCCGCCCAGUUUCUACUGUCCAGCAGGAGAACUGGUCCUGCGAUGUCCCAGAGGGCGCUACUGUCCAGGAAAUACAACAACAGACCAGCCUAAGUGCCCACGAGGAACGUACAACCCAGAGUUUGAAUUGUCCAGUAUUUCCGAAUGUCGGCCAUGUCUGGGAGGGUUUUACUGUCACUCACUGGGAGCCAUUAACUUCGACUUCAGUGAGAAUGAUACCGGAACAGGACCUUGCAGUCAGGGAUAUUACUGUAAACAAGGUGUGAACGUGAGUACUCCAACACCUGAGACGACCAGCGGUAUAGGAGGACCCUGUCCUCCCGGCUUUUUCUGUCCCCAGCAAACUGAGGACCCUACACCCUGCCCCAAUGGGACCUACCGAGAUGCCAUCUUGGGUAUUUCGUCCACCGACUGUCUUGACUGCAAGCUCGGGUCCUACUGUAAUGGAGUGAACCUGUCUGAUGUUUCCGGUCCGUGUGAUGCUGGCUUCUACUGCUUACGGGGAAAUAAAGAUGCAGCACCAACAGGUGCAGAUCGAAGUAUUGGAGGUCCUUGUCCGAUAGGCCACUACUGUCCAACAGGAACAUCGUACCCACUGGAGUGUCCCUCGGGAACGUACAACAACAUCACUGGACGUGCCGAAUGCUUUGGCUGCCCCUCCGGCUACUUCUGUCCUGAGAACAUCACCAACUACGAGCUGUACCCGUGUCCAGUUGGUCACUACUGUCCGAACAACACGAGAACCCAUGAUGAGUAUCCCUGUCCGAGAGGCUUCUUCCGGAACUCCACUCUCGGCCAAAAGGUCGAGGAUUGUCUCCCUUGCCCCGGGGGCCAAUACUGUCAAGACAUCGGACUGAGCUCACCAUCCGGACAGUGUGAUCCAGGUUAUUUCUGUGUGCAUGCCGCAUGGUCUAAACAGCCAACGGACUACAACAACUACACCUACAAUGACUGUCUGUGUCCUAGCAAUUCGACUGGCGGUCAGUGUCGGCCAGGUUUCUUCUGUCCACAAGGGUCCAGUGAACCAACACCGUGCAGUGAGGGAAAAUACUGUGCCACCUCAGGUUUAUCAGUGGUGACUGGCCCCUGUCAGGCUGGAUACUACUGUAACAACAUGGCCACCCGCCCAGACCCCACCGAUGGAGUAACGGGUGAUGUCUGUCCUCCAGGCAGAUACUGUGAGACUGGCAGUACAUCUAACCAGGCGCAGUGUCCGACUGGGACGUUCUCCAACAACACGGGGAACGCAGUCAUGGCCGACUGCACCAACUGUACACAGGGCUACUACUGCUCUUCCACGGGGCUCACAGCUCCAACCGGGCCCUGUGACGAAGGAUACUAUUGUCCUCCUGGCCAAUCAGUGAGCAAUCCCUUCAGCUGUACACCAGGAAACUACUGUCCUUCAGGCAGCUUCGAACAAGUGCACUGUCCUUCCGGAACCUACCAGGACCAAAGUGGACAGGGCCUGUGUAAAGAAUGUGUUGCAGGUUACUACUGUGAUGAAGUGAACAGUCUGAAUUCCUACACAUCGUACCCGUGUCCCGAGGGUCACUACUGUCCAAACGGGACCAAGUGGGACACCCAGUACGGCUGUCCCCUAGGGAGUUACAGCCCCAACACCAAGCUGGAAUCGGUGGACGAAUGUCUGAUGUGUGAUGCUGGCUCGUACUGUGGAAACGUGGGAUGGACCAAUGUAACAGGAGACUGUGAUGCUGGAUUCUGGUGUAAGAACGGCUCAUCCAGCCCCACACCUGUCGAUGGAGUUACUGGAGACCGCUGCCCAGAGGGAUACUUCUGUCUGGCUGGAACUUCCUCUCCAGACCCUUGUCCCCUGGGCACCAUGUCCAACAGCACCGGUCUGAAGAGUGCCUUGGAAUGUCAGGCCUGCCCUGGAGGCUACUACUGCGAAUCCACCGGUCUUAAAGAACCCACGGGACCUUGUUCCCCGAGGUACUACUGCAGUGGUGGAGCGAAAACAUCAACUCCUAGCGAUGGUGGAACUACUGGUGAUCCAUGCACGGUGGGACACUAUUGUCCUGAGGGAACAGCUAUGCCUAUAGAAUGUCCCGAUGGAACGUACAUGACAAACACUGCAGCAGACAUCUGUUGGAACUGCACCCCCGGACACUACUGCGUGUCUGGAGGGACUCCCGAGGUGUGUCCUCAAGGCUACUACUGCCCCGAAGGUACUGGGAAGGUCUGGAAGUCGUGUCCAUUGGGAACUUUCAGCACAAACACGGGACUGUGGCUGUCUGAAAACUGUACUCAGUGCACUGGAGGCUUCUACUGUUCGGAGACCAAUGCUACCGGUGUCACAGGCCAGUGUGAGGCUGGCUACUACUGCACUCUGGGAUCGGAUUCAGCCACUCCUGAUGUGAACACAACGGGAGAUUCAGGACCUUGUCCUGUUGGUCAUUACUGCCCAGCUGGAACCCUCUCGCCACUGAGAUGUCCGCUGGGAACGUUCAACAACAACACGAAAGCUGUGAACGAAUCAACCUGCACGCCAUGUUCGUAUGGACAGUACUGUGGCCAGGAAGGAUUAGGGGAACCAUCAGGAGCCUGUUGGGCAGGAUUCUUCUGUCUGCUUGGAGCCAAGUAUCCCAACAACCCAACCCUCGACUCUUCAGGAGGCCCUUGUCCUAUAGGACACUACUGCCCUAAUGGAACAGCAUACCCUCUAGGCUGCAAUGCAGGAACCUACAGCAUGGUAACGGGGCUGGCAGAAUGCGUCGCCUGUCCAGCUGGAUUUUACUGUCCGGAGAACGCCACUGACUAUUCGGGGACUCCGUGUCCCACAGGACAUUACUGUCCUCAAGGAACUGCCAAUCCGAAUGACUAUCCCUGUGAUAGAGGGUCGUACAACAACCACACCCAGAAACAAAGCAAGGCUGACUGUGCCCCAUGUGAGCCAGGGCUGUACUGUGCCACCUCGGGGCUGACGUAUCCCACAGAUCUGUGCGCCGAGGGCUGGUACUGUGUGAGAGGGGCAUGGUCCGACAAGCCGACAGAGAUCGGAAACUACACAGCGUCAAAUUGCUCGUGUCCGGCAGAUUUGACCGGCGGUCAGUGUCAACCUGGUCAGUUCUGUCCUCGAGGAUCAAGUGAACCACAGGCCUGUCUUCCUGGUCACUACUGCGAGUCGUCGGGUCUGGCCAAUGUGACAGGCUCCUGCUCUGCGGGAUACUACUGUACCCUAGCCGCCAUACGACCGGACCCACAGGGAGAUGCCACUGGAGGAACUUGUCCCACAGGAAACUACUGCCCGGUUGCCACCAGCAACCCCAACAAGUGUUCUCCGGGCUACUACUCCAACUCUACAGGAAACAGGGAGCUAGCCGAUUGCAAGCUGUGCACACCAGGGAUGUAUUGUGAGAGCUAUGGUCUAGAAGCCCCCACUGGACUCUGUGAUCAGGGGUACUACUGCCCUGAAGGGCAGAACACCAGCACCCCCAACCAGUACACAUGCACCCCAGGACACUACUGUGUGCAGGGCAGCACUGACCAGCUAGCUUGUGCAUCUGGAACCUAUCAAGAUGAAUUUACUCAGUCUAACUGCAAACAGUGUCCUGAAGGCUAUUACUGCGACGGAACCAUUCAGAACGACACCAUCUGCAGUCAUGGAGUUCAGAACCCAUCGCUGUGUGAACCGGGCAGCUACUGUCCACCAGGAACGAAGUUCUCCGCGGAGUACCGAUGUCCGAACGGAACGUACAACGACCAGUUCGGUCUGAAGGUCAUUGCGGAAUGCACCCAGUGUUCGGCUGGACACUACUGCGGACAGGAAGGGCUGGCGGCGCCAUCUGGUCUAUGUCAGGCGGGAUACUUCUGUAGCUCUGGUGCGUCAGUACCCACACCUGGCGACGGGACGACGGGAAACAUCUGUCCCAAGGGAGACUACUGCCCUGCCGGUUCCAACUCCAGCACCCUGUGUCCUCCAGGGACGUAUAAUCCAGUUGAAGGUCUGACUGAUGAGUCAGAAUGCAAGGGCUGUGAACCCGGACAAUACUGCCCCAACGCCGGCAUGGACUCUCCACAGGGAAACUGCUCUGCCCGCUACUACUGCUCCGGAAACGCCACCUCAAGCUUGCCAACCGAUGGCAGCACCGGAAAUGUCUGCCCCGUGGGUCACUACUGCCCCGAGGGGACCGCCACCCCUCUUCCCUGCGAACCAGGCUCGUUCACGGAUGUCACCCUCAACGACGCCUGUUCCCCAUGCACCCCAGGCUACUACUGCAUCCACGGCACCAGUCCUGACCCGUGUCCAGUUGGCUACUACUGUCCGGAGAGCACAGGUCACGUGUGGGAGUCGUGUCCGGUGGGGACGUUUGGCUCGGUGACCGGUCUGUCGAACGUUACGCAGUGCUCGCAGUGUACCGGCGGGUAUUACUGUGACACCAAGAACCUGACGGCCGAGUCGGGACCCUGCGAAGCUGGGUAUUUCUGUCGGAGCGGUUCCAAUGACAGACAGCCAAGUGGAAGUCAUACAGGGGAUGCUGGCGUCUGCCCAGAAGGUUACUACUGUGAACAACAAACUCAAGAUCCAGUUUCCUGUCCUGCUGGCACCUUCAACAACCAAACAAUGGUAACCAGUCUAGCAGGAUGCCAGGAUUGUCUGCCAGGAUACUCCUGUGACACACCCGGACUUGCAUAUCCUUCAGGAUUAUGCGAUGCUGGUUUCUACUGUACGAGCAGGUCAAACUCAUCCCGACCCCCAGAUGUCUCUGCCACCGGUGGCCCGUGCCCCUCGGGUACCUACUGUACUGAGGGUUCCAGCCAGCCAGUCCCCUGUCCGAAGGGAUCCUACAACAUUCUCGAACAGCAGAGCAACUGUACCGAGUGUCCAGCCGGCUAUUUCUGUGAGGAUGGAGCAACAAACAGAACAGAGUGUCCUAAAGGAUACUUCUGUCCAGCAAAGACAGAGUUCGCCCUACAAUAUCCUUGUCCCAACGGCACCUACAACAAUGAAACCAAGGCAACGAGUGAUGCUGCCUGCCAGCUCUGUACGGCUGGGUCCUACUGCCCCAGUGCUGGUAUGGCCGAGCCUGCAGGAGAGUGUAGUGGGGGCUGGUACUGCACCCUGGGAUCCUGGUCAGACAAACCUUCUAUCCUCGGCAAUGACUCGGGAUCCUCCUGUUCCUGUCCAGCUCAGAGCAUCGGUGGCAAGUGUGAAGCAGGAUCCUUCUGUCCACCAGGGUCCGAUCGCCCUCAGGACUGUCUGCCAGGUCACUACUGUGACACUAGCGGCUUGGCGAACGUCACCGGGGAGUGCGAUGCUGGUUAUUUCUGCAAUGGAAGUUCCACUCUGAACAAACCCGUUAACGAAACAUUUGGAGACAUCUGUCCGAAAGGUUAUUACUGUCCGCAAGGAAGUCCUUCAGCAAGUCCAUGUGAUGAGGGGUUCUAUAAUGACUGGUUUGGAAGCCACAACAUCACCAGUUGUCUCCCUUGUAUGGCUGGGAAAUACUGCUCGGGUCAGGGUCGCGACCUGCCCAAUGACGACUGCGAUGAAGGCUGGUUCUGUCCAGAAGGAAUGAUCCAACCUCAGCCUCCCGGGAAUCAGUGUCUGGCCGGGCAUCGAUGUCCUCGAGGUAGUCCCAACCAAACUCCAUGUCCGUCUGGUAGCUAUCAGCCUCUGCCAGGAAAAGGAUCCUGUCUGAUGUGUCAGGCCGGAACGUACUGCGACCAGAAUGAAGCUAUCAGUGAGCAGCAGAGUGGAACAGGUGCUCCCUCACAUGGAGUCGUCACACCUAAAACCUGCCCUGCAGGAUUCUACUGUCCAAACGGAACCCAGACUGCCAGAGAGAAUCCGUGUCCUCUGGGAACCUACAGCAACACCACGGGACUGGAGAGCCUUGCAGUGUGUCGCGAUUGUCCUGCAGGUUUCUACUGUGAGGCGGAGAAUGUGACCGAACCAACUGGACAGUGUUUUGCAGGAUAUUACUGCAUACUGAAGUCCAGCUCGCCCACCCCAGCAGCAUCAGCUGUCGGUGGACCUUGUCCCCAGGGCAGCUACUGUGUCCAAGGCUCAUCCAACCCAACACCAUGUCCCAAAGGAAUGUUUGGAGACCGAGACAAACUGCCAUCAGAGUCCGACUGCACAGUUUGUCCUCCUGGAGAAUUCUGUGCCCAAUCUGGUCUGUCGGCUCCCAACGGGUCUUGUCUCGCAGGCUACUAUUGCUCCAACGCAUCUGAACAGGCAAAUCCUGUUGGACAAGUCUACGGAGACGAAUGUCCAGCUGGAUACUACUGCCCUGAAAGAAGCUAUCAGCCGACUGCAUGUUCCGUCGGCACUUACCAGCCUGACACCCAGCGAACAAAUAUUUCCGACUGUCUCACCUGUGACCCAGGGAAGUACUGCAACUCCACCGGAGCGGGGUCAGUCUCUGGCGACUGUUCUGAAGGAUUUUACUGCACGGGAGGAUCUAGCACCCCAACGCCCUUUGACGGCACCACCGGCAACAUCUGUCCAGCGGGCUCGUACUGUCCACUGGGAUCGAUGCACCAUACGUUCUGUCCAAACUCCACCUACACCAACCACACUGGGGCCGCUGCGUGUUACGACUGCCCAGAAGGACAUUACUGCACUAACCGAGACCGUGCUGAUCCCUGUCUGCCAGGAUAUUACUGCCCUUACAAGACUGGGGCAGAUCUACAGCUGUGUCCUGCAGGGACGUACAACCCCAACUAUGGCAUCAACAAUGUCAGUCAGUGUACGCAGUGUGAUGGAGGCAAGUUCUGUCUGACCCCAGGUCUCUCUGCUGUUAGUGGAGACUGUGCAAGUGGAUUCUACUGCAGAACAGGAGUGGAUACUGGCACCCCAUCAGGAGGUCAUAGUGGCGAUGGUGGACAGUGUCCAGUCGGAUACUACUGUCCUGUUGAUACUGCUGAACCAAAGCCUGUUCCUCUUCAUAUUUACAGUGACAACCCUGGCCAGGCAAACUGCACGCUGUGCCCAGCUGGCUACUACUGCAUUGAAAACUCAACUGGGUUCAGUCAAAACCAGUGUCCUUCAGGAUACUACUGUCCUGCUGGGACCUCUGACCAACACGAGUUUCCAUGCUCCAAGGGAUCCUACAACCCAGUGACUGGCAGCGACGGACCAGAAGACUGUCUGUCCUGUCCACCAGGGCAGUACUGUCAAACUGAUGGUCUGGAUCAGCCGUCUGGUAACUGUACAGCUGGAUGGUACUGUACAGGAGGUUCAUUCCUCGCUGAACCCGUUACCACGGACAACGCCACUUCCUUGGCCGACUGCACAUGUCCAUUGGCUAACUAUACGGGCGGAAAGUGCUGGCCUGGUACCUACUGUCCCGAUGGCGCCACCUAUCCCAUAAUCUGUGAUGGAGGUUCAUUCUGCAGGAAUUAUGGGCUGGCCACACCAGAGGGUCUUUGUGAUGCAGGGUAUUAUUGUGAUGGUGGCGCCACUCAACCAGACCCACCCAGUAAAGUGUGUCCUGUCGGCCAUUUCUGUCCACAAGGGUCAGCCACGGCCACGCGAUGUCCAUCUGGUUCGAUGUCCAACACCACGGGCAACACCAUGCUUAAUGACUGCAACCCAUGCACAGCCGGCUACUACUGUAAUGGUCUUCCCAUAUUUAUGUUGACAGGACCUUGUAGCUCUGGUUACUACUGUCCAGCUGGUCAGACAACACCCACACCAGCAGACUACAACUGUACCAUCGGCCACUACUGCCCUGGCCAGACCGGGGCACCACUUGUCUGUGACCCAGGCAAAUACCAGGACGAGAGAGCUCAGAACUCGUGUAAAGACUGUCCAGCUGGAAGAUACUGUGACCCAGCAGAAGUGGCGACACUAAUGAACAAUACCGAUGCUGGAGUUACUGUUCCUGCUGACUGUCCACCCGGAUACUACUGUCCAGCUAACACUGGCGUCAAGACAACGUACCCAUGUCCACUCGGUACCUAUAGCAACCGCACCCAGCUACAACAACCAGGGGACUGUACUGCGUGUAGUGGGGGAUUCUACUGUGGAUCAACAGGUCUAGUGGAACCAACAGAUAUGUGUGAUGCAGGAUUUGUUUGUAUUUCUGGUUCAAACAUGUCGAGGCCAACAGAUGGAACAACAGGCGACGUGUGUGGACUCGGAUUCUACUGCCCCAAGGGAUCUGAUCAGGGAGUCAAGUGCCCUGCAGGGACUUUCAGUGACAAUACAGGGCUUGAAAAUGUAACCGGAUGUCAGCCAUGUCAGACUGGAAAGUACUGCAGUAUUGAUGGUCUCGUGUCGGUGACAGGAAACUGCUCCAGUGGACACUACUGCACCCUGGGCUCCACAGAGCCAAACCCCAUUGGUCAGUCAUACGGUGACUACUGUCCGGCCGGUCAAUACUGUCCAGUGGGAACGGCCAACCCGGUGUCCUGUCCUCGUGGAACCUACCUUCCGGACACUGGACGCUCGGCCAUUGACGACUGUUUGGAUUGUCCGGGAGGAAAAUACUGCGGAAGCGAGGGACUUACAAAUUACACAGAUGUUAAUGUUCAGCGUCAGGUACGAGCGUGCCUACGCUGUAAGAAGUUCACUGCAGGCGGCGACCCUCAUGAAUUAUGUCCGGGUUGCCGUGUUCCUUGUAGCCUCUCUUCGAGAUGCGACCUGUGUUCGGGCCUGUCUACUGUCGAGUUCGCGGCUUACUUGAAGGUGCUGUCGGCGAGAGCCAAGAAAGUGGAAUCUUCGCCGUCAAUUGCGGACUCCAUAGCAGAUGUAUUACGUUCGAUGCUACCUACUAUGCUGAAAGAGACUAUGGCGUCAAUGGCGGCCUUACCACAACCGGCGGGUUUGGGGACAGGUCCGGUUCAAGUCCCCUCUUCGGGGGGUGCGGCUCCAGGAUGCAAGACUUCAGAUGACAGGCCUGCAGUUACUACGCAGCCCUCUGACAAGCCGACUCAAUCAGUUAGGCGUUCCACGGCCUCCAAGGAUCACCGAUCUUCAAAGUCAUCUUCGGCGCAGCGGAGCCGGGACCGGAGCCGGGCUCGUAGCCGUUCCCCACGACCUGCACGUCUCCCUACGGGUUCCGUGGAUCGGCAGCGCAGACCUUCUAUUGACGCUUCAGAGGGUUCUCGACGGGACCGUCCACGGUCCGGUUCACCAGUGAAUUCUGUUUCGGCGGAUCGAUUAGCCUGUGCUCGAGUGCUUCGAGACUUUGGAGAUGCAGCGCCUACAGCGGUUUCCGUCAUUGAUGAGACUGAAUCUUCUGAUCAUAUGAAUAUGAGGGAUUAUGUAGCUCCGUCCUUGGAUGAAGAUGUUCACCGUCUUGGGAAGUCGUCAACCGUGGAUUUGACGGACAAACAAGUACAAGCCAUGGAUACUGCCCAGAGACGUUGCUUGUUUGUAUUAUCUUACUUGGACGUUUUCCUUGCGGCGAUGGCCACCCAGGCAAAAGAUGCACGGUGCUACGCGCUAUUUCAGCAAUCGGCGCAGAUGCUAGCUUUCCUGACGUCUUCGGUGACUUCGAUGUCCUCGAUGUUAAUGCAAUAUCGUCGCCAGGCUUAUUUAAAGAAAUCCACUUUGGAUUUUCAGCAUAAGAAGGAGCUGUUAGCUCAACCGUGGUCAGCAACUAAGCUAUUUGCAGGCAAAAUUUCUGAGGUGGUGAAGGCCAAUGAUAAGGACCAACAGUCGACAGCAACUGUCAAAGCGUUGCAACUUAUUUCAACAUUGGAAUCUACAAAGCGGAAGUCUACAUUCACACCACAACCACCAUCUAAACGCUGGAGAGACGACCAUCCGGUCCGCCAGCUCGGACCCAGGGGAAGCCUGGUCGACGUUGACGCCAGCCAACAGAUCGUGGACUGCUCAGAUUGCUUCAACCUACGCCCGCCCCUGAUUUUGAACCAGAACAACGAUUCGGUUUUGACGCUUCCGGUGUGUACCACACCGGUCGAAAGAUCCAUGGUCGGAAGUCGACUUCGCCGUUAUUGGCGAAACUGGCAGACACUUUGCCAAGAUCCGUUUGUCACGUCGAUCUUGAAGACAGGGUAUCGUCUGCAAUUGUCUGCCAUCCCUCCAUUGACCACUUCACCCUCGAGAACCGCGGCAUUCCGUUGCGCAAGUCAAGGUUCUACAGGAGUCCGUCAACAAGCUGGUGGAGAAGGGAGCCGUUCGCAGCAUUUCGGAAGUACACUUAACACCCGGAUUUUACUCGGACAUCUUUCUAGUACCAAAGAAAGAUUCUCCAGAGCUGCGAAUGAUUCACAACUUGGCGGUCUUCAACGACCGCUAUCUGUCUCCUCCUCCGACCUUCAAGAUGUUAACGUUGCGAGAUAUCAUAGCCGUGAUCAGACCGGGGGAUUGGCUUGCCUCGCUAGAUCUCAAGGACGCCUACCUGCACGUUCCGAUGCAUGCCGAUUUCCAUCACUACCUACGGUUUGUGCUACAGGGUCGGCAUUACGAAUGGAAAGUCCUGCCCUUUGGGAUAUCCAUAGCGCCAUGGCUGUUCACCAGAAUCACGACUCCGAUGUCACGCUUCCUGCAUCGCAGAGGUAUAUCCUUUUACCCAUACCUCGACGAUUGCCUGAUGAGGAGUGUCACAGCAAGACAGGGCUGACUGCACAUGUUGCCUUCAUCAUGGACUUUCUCAAGCAGCUGGGUUGGAUUAUCAACAUCGAGAAAUCUCGACUGGCUCCCACACAGUCUCUACAGUUCAUAGGCGCUUGGCUUCGACCCGACCUGGGCCUCGUUCAAGUUCCUUUAGACCGUUGGGAGAAGAUCCAGACCAUGAUUGUCAUAGCCCUCACCGCUCCAAUGACCUUCCGCGGAUUUGACACACUCAGAGGUCGUCUCCAGUUGCGGCGCUUGCAGAUGUUUCUCAACCCGUUUGUUCGUUUCAACAAUCCGGACUUGAUCAUCUCACUUCCAGACGAUCUACGCUCCAGCCUGCAGUGGUGGCAGCUCCGAUCGAACGUCUUAGAAGGUGUCUCUAUGCGGGCCUUCAUAGCCACUCAUCACCUAUUCGUCGACGCGUCACUGGAAGGUUGGGGAGCCCAUCUAAGCAACCAGACUACUUCAGGGCUGUGGUCUCCCGUCGAACUCGGACUCCACAUCAACCUGUUAGAGUUGUUGGCAGUCUACUACGCUAUCCUUCAUUGGCGACAGAUGUUGACGGAAGCCUCUCUCAUGGUGGCCACAGACAGUACGACCGCGGCGGCUUACAUCAAUCGUCAGGGCGGAACUCACUCCAGCAGUCUGCUGCAACCACUUGCGUGGGGGGGAACGUACUGCCCUGGGGGAACCGCUCAGCCUAUACCAUGUGAAGAUGGAACUUACAUGAACCACACUCAAGCCAGUUCCUGCGACAUCUGCCCUCCUAGCUACUACUGUGUAAACAAGAACGCCCCCGAUCCGUGUCCUAAGGGACGCUACUGCCCUGGCAACACAGGUUUCAACCAGUCCCUGUGCCCCGGUGGAACCUACAGCCCCACAGAGCUACUGAUGACCGAGUCGGAGUGUGUCCCAUGUGACGGGGGGUUCUACUGCGACACCAUGGGCCAGGUCAACACCACGGGGCCAUGUGCGGCCGGAUAUUUCUGUCAGAGCGGAGUCAACACCGCUGCCCCUAGCAACAACAACACAGGAAUCGGAGCUGGAUGCCCAGUUGGUCAUUACUGUCCUGAAGGUACGGCUGAUCCAAUCAGCUGUGAGGCUGGAACAUAUGCUGCAAACACCCACCAAUCAGCUUGCACUAUUUGUGAAGCAGGAUAUUACUGUCUAGCCAACUCAUCUACAUACCUGAAUACACCCUGCCCUACAGGUGCAUAUUGCCCAGCUGGUACAAGAUUUGCCCAUGAGUUUGACUGUCCGGCUGGCACAUACAACAAUCAGACACUUGGAAAUGACAUGUAUGAUUGUCUCCCCUGCCCAGGAGGCAAGUACUGUGAAGGUGCGGGUCUAGCCAUGCCAACCGGGGACUGUGCUGCCGGCUGGUUCUGUUCGGGCGGUGCAUUCACCAACAAACCAUCACCGUUGGUUAACGACUCGAGUGAAUUCAGUGUCAACUCAACGUGCCCCAUCUACGCUCACAACUACACUGGAGGAAUAUGUGUCCCAGGGACCUACUGUCCACCUGGUUCUGAUCGCCAGUCACCAUGCAGUCUUGGAAAAUACUGUGACAGCCACGCCCUGCCGGCACCCACUGGGGACUGCCAUGCUGGCUAUUUCUGUAAUGGCAGUGCAACAGUGCCAAACCCUGUGAUGUGUUCCAAGGGACACUACUGUGUAGAGGGCACCACUGUAGAAGAACCGUGUCCUCCAGGAACUUAUGCAGACCGAGAAGGUAACGCGAACAUCACCGAAUGUCAGACAUGCACCGCCGGCUCCUACUGCCAGGAAUACGGCCGUGAGACACCCAACGGACCGUGCGAUGCCGGGUACUACUGCCCUGGGGGUCAGGAUGUGCCACGCCCAACUGUGUUGGCAUGCAGUCCAGGUCAUUUCUGUUUACAGGGCAGCUGGAAUGAGUCGGUGUGUCCAGCGGGCACAUACCAGCCUCAGUCAAAGCAGAGUGAUUGCGUCAACUGUACAACCGGGUCCUACUGCAGUCCUUUUGGUGUGUCUACUCCAACUACUUGCCCUGCUGGAUCGUACUGCCCUGAGAAUACCAAAUAUAGCACAGAAUUUCUCUGUCCACCUGGAACUUACAGCAACCAGACCGGUCUAUCGACCAUGUCGCAGUGUACUCCCUGUAGCCCAGGAUACUACUGUGCCGGGGAAGGAAACACCCAACCAUCUGGCCUUUGUUCUGUUGGCCACUUCUGCACCCAGGGAGCCAAGAACUCCACUCCAACAGAUGGCAGCACCGGUAAUGUGUGCUCUCCUGGCCGGUUCUGCGUCAGUGGCAGUGUUGUGGGUGAAGGGUGUCCAGUGGGAACAUUCAGUAACCGGUCUGGACUGACCAUCAGUGCUGACUGUGACCAGUGUACCCCGGGAACCUACUGUGGACAGACCGGACUCACUGUGGAAUCAGGAAUGUGCUGGGCUGGUCACUACUGUACCCUGAGGUCAGAAGAAGCUGCACCAGUUGGCAAGUCGUAUGGUAACCUGUGCACCACUGGACACUUCUGUCCAAACGGAACAAAUGUGCCAGUCAGCUGUCCUCCUGGGACGUACUUGGACCAGACUGGAAUGAGUGACAUUGACCAGUGCAUCAAAUGUACUGCAGGAUCAUAUUGUGAGAGCUAUGGCCUGAGUUCUGUGACUGGGCUGUGUGCCUCGGGAUAUUUCUGUACCCUGGGGUCUAAUUCAUCAACACCAGUAGAUGGCAUCACAGGAGACAUUUGUCCCGAAGGUCACUACUGCACUGUUGGCUCGGUAACCGCCACGCCCUGUGGAAACGGAACGUACAUGAACCACACCGGGGCUUCGGCCUGCUACACCUGUCCCACCGGCCAUUACUGCGUCAACCACGACCGCGCUGACAUCUGUCGUCAAGGUUACUACUGUCCAGAGGGAACGGGUGCCGAUCUCCAGCCCUGUCCAACAGGGACGUUCGGAAACACUGUCGGGCUCUCCGAUGAGUCGCAGUGUACAAACUGUACAGGUGGUCAUUACUGUAACAGCCCAGGAUCUCCGGCGGCUGAUGGGGAGUGUCAGGCCGGUUACUACUGUGAGUACGGAGUGGACACGGCCACACCGGCCUUCUCGGCAUCUCACAAGGGAUCAGGUGGAGAGUGUCCCAUGGGAUCCUACUGCCCCCAGGGGUCAGUCCAGCCUGUGCCCUGUGCAGCAGGAUAUUACACAAACACCAUACGCAAGGGAUCAUGUGACAUAUGUCCAGGUGGAUACGCAUGUCACAGCAACAACAGUUUCCCGUUCGGCCUCGAAUGUCCAUCUGGUCACUACUGCCCGCCGGGGACCGAGUACGCCACACAGCACCCAUGCGACCAGGGAACGUACAACCCCCAGGUCCGACAGAACAGCAGUGCCGCCUGCCUGAUGUGCCCCCCGGGGAAGUACUGCCAGGGGACGGGGCUUGAUGCUGUGUCCGGGGACUGCAGUGCUGGAUGGUUCUGUUCUGGGGGAGCCGUCCAGGCAAAGCCUCUAGUUAUUGGUAAUUUCAGCAACAUUGACAUGUGUACCUGCCCCGAGUUCAACUACACAGGUGGAAAAUGCCAGCCAGGUACCUACUGUCCGGUCGCGUCGGCAGCACCCAUUAACUGUGACGCUGGCUGGUAUUGUGACGACUUCGAACUAGCAGCACCAAAAGGAAAGUGUAAUGCUGGGUACUUCUGUCCCACUGGUCAGAGUAGUCCGAACCCACCCGAGUUUCUCUGCUGGGCGGGCUACUACUGUGUAGAAGGUCAGGGCGCCGCACAGCCGUGUCCAGCCGGCACUUUCUCCAAUUCGACGGGAAACACAAACGUUACCGACUGCAAAUCAUGCACUCCAGGUUUCUACUGUGAUGGCACUGGAUUAGUCAAGGAAUCUGGUGACUGUGGAGCUGGUUUCUUCUGCCCCGAGGGACAGACAACUGCCACGCCCACAGACCACGCCUGUCCAAAUGGCUCCUACUGCCCUGUUGGAAGCGCUCAACCGAAAUCAUGUGAAACAGGAAAGUACCAACCCGACCAAGGCAAGGCGACGUGUGAACUAUGUCCUAAAACCAAAUAUUGUGAUCCGUACAACUCCACGGACAACUCCACCGGAGUUAUCGUUCCUGCCGACUGUGUGCCAGGAUACUACUGUCCACAGGCCACUGAAUAUCAGCGUCAGAAUCCGUGUCCGUCUGGGACAUUCAGCGAUUCAUCUGGACUUGAAGCAGAAGUCCAGUGUACUCAGUGUGAUUUUGGUACGUACUGCAUGACACCGGGGCUGACGGCACCCGAGGGAAGCUGUGAAGCCGGCUACUACUGCCAGAGCGGCUCAAAGACGCCCACGCCGACCGACGGAGUGACCGGAAACGUCUGCCCACAGGGACGCUAUUGUCCGCCCGGCUCAUACAAUGGCCAGGCAUGCCCGGUCGGAACAUUCAACAACUUCACGGGUCUGCGAUACGCCAAUGAGUGUAUCUCGUGUGCACCAGGCCAGUACUGCCCGUCAACCGGUCUGAAGGAGCCGUUUGCUGACUGCACCACCGGUUACUACUGCAAGUUUGGGUCACCAACACCCACACCAAGCGGACAAGACUUCGGCUACAUGUGUCCAGCGGGUUUCUACUGUCCAACAGGAACCGUGGCACCCAUCCCGUGUAAACAGGGAACAUACCAGCCAUCACAAGGAAAACAGAGUGUAUCUGCGUGUGUAGACUGCGAUGCAGGUUACUACUGCCUGGAGGAAGGUAACAGUUCGACCACAGCCAAGUGUAUGGCUGGCUACUACUGUACACGCGCUGCCAAGGUGGCCAAUCCCACAGAUGGUACAACUGGAGACAUCUGCCCGAUCGGUCACUACUGUCCAGAGGGCUCGGUCACCCCCCAGAUCUGCCCUGCAGCGACAUACAUGAACCACACCGGAGCUGCCCUCUGUUACACCUGCCCCCAGGGAUUCUACUGCACAGAUGGGAUGGUAGCCGUGCCCUGCCCCCAGGGUUCAUAUUGUCCCCUGGGGACUGGUUCAGGCUUCAUACCGUGCCCGAUUGGAACAUACGGCGCCAGUGACAAGCUGAGUAACGAUACCGACUGCUCACAGUGUCCCGGAGGGAUGUUCUGUGACUCCACGGGGCUCCUGGCACCUUCAGGAGGGUGUGAGGCCGGAUAUUACUGUGUCUCAGGAGUUAAUGUGAAGACACCUAACUCUGGAAUCUCGUUCACGGGGACUGGUGGCGUUUGCCCUGCAGGAUCUCAGUGUCCUGUCAACUCGACCUACCCCGUACCGUGUCAGCCCGGCCAGUACUCCCCUGCUGAGGCCACGCCCCUCUGUCUGGCUUGUCCACAAGGUUACUUCUGUCUGAAUGAAACGAUAACACCCCAGGUUUGUCCGACUGGCCACUACUGCCCAGUAGGAACAGAGUUUGCCACCCAGUACCCGUGUCCAAAGGGGACAUACAACAACCGAACAGGUAUCAGCAGUGAUUCUGAAUGUCUAGACUGUCCACCGGGUGAAUUCUGUGAAGGAGUCGGAAAUGUUCUACCAGGUGGUUCAUGCGACGAGGGAUUCUUCUGUGCCGGACGAUCAUUCCAGCGCAGACCGUACGACUCGGGCAAUCUGACAACAGUGAAUGGAACAUCCAGUGACCUUGUUUCCAAUGACACGUGCACCCCAAUGUGGGACUGCGUGUGUUCCCCGUUUGAGCUGACCAGUGGCGGUGUGUGUCCCAUCGGAUACUACUGUCCGACUGGCACUGUGAAACCCAUCGCCUGUUCACCUGGUCUCUACUGUGAAACUCCGGGUCUGGCUUCUCCAACAGGAAACUGCAGUGCUGGCUGGUAUUGCACGGGUCAGAGUCCGAUUCCCACUCAGAUUGACUGCCCCGAGGGACACUACUGUCCUGACGGUACCAGCGUCCCCACACAGUGCCCCGCGGGGACAUUUGCCAACAAGACUGGAGGGAAAUCGGUCGACGAUUGCCUCAACUGUACAGCCGGCAUGUUCUGCCAAGGGACUGGAGACACUGUGCCAACUGGAUUCUGUGAACCAGGAUAUUAUUGUCCCGGGGGACAGAAAUCACCAACACCUGCAGACCUUCAGUGCUGGAAAGGCCACUUCUGCGAAUUGGGUUCAACUAUUCCAGAGCAGUGUCCGAAUGGAACGUACCAAGUGAACGGGGGUCAGAGCUUGUGUAAUGACUGUCCGCCAGGCUACUUCUGUGAUGCAAAUGCUGGAAACAUUACUAUUAUCGAUGGUUACCCAGUUGUCUUCCCAUCACCUUGUCCCCAGGGAUUCUUCUGUCCAGAGAAAACCCAGGCAGCUAAAUCAUUCCCGUGUCCUGCGGGAACGUUCGGUCCAGACGAGUAUUACACCAACGUAGAAAACUGUACAGACUGCAGUGCGGGUCUGUACUGUGACAGAACUGGUCUGUCGGCGCCAACAGCAGAGUGCUGGGGAGGCUACUACUGCACGGGUGGGGCAUCGUCACCAACACCAAUAGAUGACAAGGUAAAUCAUACAUACAACGUGACAUUCACUGGCAAUGACCGGUGUCCAGUCGGCUACUACUGUCAGAAUGGUACAGCCUACCCCACACCAUGUCCGAGGGGGACGUUCUCCACACAAAGGGAGGUAACUGGACCCGAUGGGUGUGAACCCUGUCCACCAGGCCGAUACUGCAACCAACAGGCCUUCACCAAACAGUCGGAAGCUUUGCCUUGUGAUGCAGGCUAUGUGUGUACAAAAGGCAGCACCACGCCUACGCCAACAGAUGGCGUCGAAGGUUACAUGUGUCCUCCCGGCCAUUUCUGUCCUGAGGGAUCAUCUUUUGAGCAGGGCUGUCCGAUUGGUUCCUUCCAGUCGGAUUACGGAAAAGACAACUGUACGACCUGCCCAGCAGGAUCCAUGUGCCCGGACAUGAACAUGACAUCUCCACUCGACUGCAAACCUGGCUACUACUGUCCGUAUGGUGUGAACCCACAGCCCUGUCCACCGGGAACCUUCAAUAACAAGACAAGCAUGGAGCUUUCUUCCCAGUGUACUGACUGCCCAACAGGUCACUACUGCCAGGGUGACGGCAAUCCCAGUCCUUCAGGCUUGUGUGAUGAAGGUUACUUCUGCCAGGGUGGUGCUGACAGUCCAGCACCAGGUACGUCGGUGGCCUACCCUCUCAACGGACUGUGUAUCCCCGGUCAUUACUGUCCACAAGGAACAUCCAUGAGGAAGAAGUGUCCCGCAGGAACCAUACGAAACAGCACAGGAGGCGCUGUGCUAUCGGAUUGUCUCCCUUGUCCUGGAGGUUACUACUGUGCAUCUGAAGGUCAGACGGAGGCAACUGGUGUCUGCUCAGCCGGAUACUACUGUCCUGCCAAUGACACCACAAUAUCACCAAUGCCAUCCGGCUUCCCCUGUCCAGUCGGCUACUUCUGUCCGCUGGCAUCAGCUGACCCGAAACCGUGUCCUCCUGGACAGUUCCAGAUCAACGAGGGUCAGUCGUCAUGUGACGCGUGUCCAGCAGGCUAUUACUGUCAGAGUGCCGUGUCGCCGGAACAGAAGGACUGUACACCAUACCACUACUGUCCUCAAGGUACUGCGUAUCCUAAACCUUGUGAAAAUGGAACUUUCACAUACGACAACAUGACCAAUCUACGAACAAGUGCAGACUGUCUACCUUGUGUAUCUGGCCAGUAUUGCAGGAAUGGCCAGGUCUAUGGGAACUGUUCAGCGGGUUUCUUCUGUAAGUCUGGCUCUAAGGAAGACAUGCCAAACAGCACGGUGGACUUUGACACGUGCAUUGCCAACACUGUGUGUGCUGGAUUCUGUCCCCGUGGGUACUACUGCCCGACCGGGGUGGAGCUGCCGGUGCCCUGCCCAGAUGACACGUAUCGAGACACAGUUGGAGCGGCUCAAGAAAAUGACUGUAGUAACUGUCCUGCCGGUUCCCUGUGUCCUGAAGCAGGAUCAGCUGACCCAAUUCCUUGUCCAACUGGUCAGUACUGUCUCCUUGGCAACGGCACAACACCGUGUCCACGCCUGACGUACCGAGACAUUCCAGGAGCAGCAGGAAUCAGUGAUUGUUUUCCUUGUGUGGCAGGAUUCUGGUGUAACCAUACAGGAAUGAAUAACUACACAAACAUCCCGUGUCCGCCUGGCUACUUCUGUCUGGAGGGAGACGAACCGAGACUGUGUCCCGCGGGACGGAUGAAAGACGUCCCUGGAGCUGCAUCGGUCACUGACUGUCCACUGUGUCGACCAGGCUACUUCUGUCCCAACGACACGGAAAACACCCAGGGCAUCCCGUGCCGGGAGAAAUUUGAAUGUCGUCAGGGAGCGUCGAUGGAAAUAGACUGCAUGCCGGGAUACUUCUGCAACGGGACGACCGGUUCUCCACCCAUCUGCUGGGGCGGGUACUACUGUCCAAACGCCACCGACACGCCAAUACCGUGCGAGUAUCCAUUCUACUGUCCCGAGGGCAGCAACAUGACCUUGACCUGUCCUCUCGGCCACAUGGCCAACAACGACAGCGGGAUCCGUGACAGCUUUGCCAAGAACUGUCGGAUCUGUCCCGCCGGUUACUAUGGCAACCACACGUCACGUCUGCAGUGCUACCUGUGUCCUGCAGGCUACUACUGUCCCGAGGGAACGGGCCACGGCAACUCGAACCCUUGUCCGAUCGGCUCCUACUGUCCGCAGGGUUCUGGAUCUCCGAUGCCGUGUCCUCGAGGAAUGUACGGCAAGAAGGUCCGCGCCCACCAGUAUGGGGACUGCGCCCCGUGUCCCGAGCAGUACUACAAUGACCUGCUGGGGCAGAAAGCCUGUCGGCCGUGUGGCAGCUCCUCCACAGCUCCCAUCGGUAGCGCCAUCUGCUACUGUAAAGGGCUGUACAGGACUUUCCAGAAGUCAGAUGGCGCCUGCAUCUGUUGGGGUGGCUACCACUACUACAAUGAGAUCGACAAGGCCAGCUCGCAGGGAAAUGGAGAAGAAAACUGCCAGCAGCUGGUGGAUAUUCGCUGUUCUCAAAGCGAGGUUCGGAUUGCCAAUUCUCGGACAUGUAUCGUACCUACGGAAUAUGACUGCUCAAAGGCCUGUCCUGUGUCUGGCGGUAGUCUGGAUAUUGAUGCUGGAAGGUGCCAGUGUUUUAUCAACAAAGAUGCGAAUGAAAUAUGUGAUGCAACAUGUCGAGCAAACCAAAUGCCGACCAUCAAAACCGAACUGCUGUCUGAUGGUUCUGUGCAAACAAGUAUUUAUGACCCAGUCACAGGAACAACAUACACAGAGAAAAUGACGGACAUUUACGGACCAAGUGAGAUGACCGUAGGUCCGAAGGACACGAUUGUGUUGAACAUGUUCGACGGUCAGGUCGGAGCCUCUGUGUAUUCAGAUGCAAACCUCGCCAAAGAUCUCUUCAAAACCAUCGAUGAACUUCUUUCUGGAAUUACCACCGGAAGACGACGUCUGCUAGCAACCACGACAGUUCCAUCAAACCAGGUCCCGAACCCGCUCGUGUGUCUGGAGACGGACGAGCUCGUGUUGUUCAAGAUCCUGCUGAACAGCACGGACCGGGCGAGCAGCCACUACCCCAUCUACCAGAAGAACCACCUCUUCAACACCAACCCCAACUUCGACUUCGGUGCGUUCACACAGAUGGCCAACCUGGUGGUGAACACCAACGUCACCAUCACGACGUUCGCUCACGUCUUCACCGUCGGGGGGACGUACGUCUUCAUAGAUUCACAGGAACCUGACGUAGAUGUGAUUAUUGUGGUGAAACCCACAGGAGCCUCUUGCCCAGCUGGUGCAUCUCGCAUUCUGCCAUCGACCACCACCAAUCUCAUCUCGCUGGGAGUCUACAAACAGACUGUGUCUAACGAGGUUCCCGACUGGGGACUCAUCAUCGGUCUCAUUGCUUUCUUCGGAGCCUGUGUUGUGUUGCUGGUUGUGGCGGUUCUUGUGUGGAAACCACGUGACUCCAUCAUCUACCCACUGAAACAUUGGAAACCAGUCUAUCGUCGUCUAGGAGUACCGCCCCCAGUCCCAUCUUACAUACGAUACGAUACAGACCACUGGCCUGACACACACAGCCAUGGACUGGAAGGAAUAGGAAUCCGGUCAGAUGGAGACGGUGCAGAGUCUGAGAAGGGAAAACUGAUGGCGUUAGGUGACGACUUGGACUCAUUCAACGUCCGCGUCCUGUAUGACAAGCUGGAAGACCAGAACCUCCAUCUUGCCUCCCAGUUGGCACGGCAACAGGAAGAUCUUCAGGGAUUCUACAACCGAAUCUGUUCACAGAACGACGAACUCAAGAAACUUCUGGCCGACCUUGACCCUGCCAAACUGGAACAACUGGACAGAGCUCGGCGGCAGGGUGGCGGUAUGGUGAGAGAGGGGCUGCUAGGGGCAGCAACUGGGGGAACCACUGUGGUGAAUGCUAAUAUAUCAUACGGAGGAGCUGGACAGUUUAGAGGUGGAGGAGGUGUAGGUCGCGAGGCUGAGUUAAUGGCUGCACUACAGCUCUUGCUGAAUAGACUGAACUCCGGAAACAUUCCCAUGAGCCCCGAAAUGCUGGAGAGUCUAAGAAAGGGUGGAGCAGCGGGCCAGUCUAGUGACAACAUCAAUCAGUUGGGAACAGUGUCCGUACAGACCCAAGCUCAGGCCGAGGUGUUGAGGAGACACAAUGGAGAGAAGAUGCAGCUGGAGCGCGACCUUGAGAAGGACGAACAGGAAGCAUUUGACCGUCUGCUCCAGGAGGAGGAGCAGAAGAGAAAGCAGGCGGCAGACGCACUGGCCCAGUCUCUGGCUGUCAAACUUCAGGGUGACCUUAAAGACUCUGAAGUGAAGGAGAUACUUGAGGACCAUGAGAAGAAGCUGGAAGCUGCAAUGCUUUCCCAGUACCAUGACAAGGAAAGACAACUGGACGCUCUCCGCAGAAAACUGGAAGAAAGACGUCGCAAUCGGGAAAAUCAGCUCAGAGAGAAACAACAAAGGGAGGCUGAACAAGCUGGCCUCCCACCACCGGUACAAGGUGUCGACGACACAGAAAUACGCGUGAAGACCGAACAGGAAGUGCUAGAUGCACUGACCUCGGAAGAGGUUGCUGGGCUGACCCAGGCCGAGUCGACAACAAACAAGAACAUUUCAGACAAACUGCGCAAAAAACUGUCGAAAAGACUGAAAAACCAUGUGGAAACUCUUGGCAGUCAGAACCUUCUGAACAAGAACCAGGUUGAGAGUUUCAUGAAGAAACAGCAGGAGCUGGAAGGCGCAAUUGGCAAAAAGAUGGCCGCCCACCGCGAACAGCAGCAGGAGAGACUGAGAACCAAGAUGGAGGAGAGACGACAGAAGAAACUGAAUUCACUGCGAGACAAGCAGGAGAAAGAGAUGAGUGAGAUGUCGGCCAAACUGAUUCAAGGAGGCCACACAGAUGACCUUGAGAGGAUGAAGGCCGCUCUGGAACAGAAACAUGAGCGUGAAAAGGAAGCGGUGGAGGCGGAGAUGGACGUGCGACAGAAUGAGCAGGUCCGACAGAUGACCCAGGGACUGGACGAUGAGUACACUGCACAGGUCAAAGACGGUCACCGAAACCUGCUCAAAAACCUGAAUGGUGAGCUUGACCCCAGUGCUGCCCUGUCAGCCCAGAGAUUGUUAGAUGAGUACCGACGCGACCUUGAGAUAAUUGAACAGGAAAGCACUCAAGACAGAAACCGCCAGCUUGAAGACAUACAGGCUAGAAUUGCUGCCCGUAAAGCGAGGAAACUGAGAGACGCUCAGCGGAAGAUGGAAGCAGACUCGGCUCAGAGAUUUGUGGAGGAGCAGAGCAGGCAGAUGAAACAGGCAGGAUUUGGAACAGAUGUGCCACCUGGUGGUGACCUUCAGCACAUGCCACAGGUCAAAUAUGGAGAAUCAGUGCAGGAACAAGCUCUGAAGAAGGAACAGGAGCGUGCUAAGGAGGAGAUGCGUAAACGACAGAUCAAGGAGCGUGACCAGAUGGUGUCCAGUCUGGACCAGGAGACGGUCAAGUCUGAGAAGGAACUCAAGAAACAGCUGGACGACGAGCAGGAGAGAACUCUUCAAGAAACAAGGAACAGACUCGCGGCAGAGGCGGCCGCACGUACUGACCUCAACAAAGACCAGCUGGCCGCGCUGUUGGCUUCCCACCAGCAAGAACUGGAUGACCUUGAAGAGCGGUUACACAGCAACCGCGUCCGUCAGACUCUCACCCUGAGAGACCAGCUGGCUCAGCGGAGAAAGCGCAGAUUCGACAAACUGCGCCACAAGCAGGAGUCCGAGAUGACCAGGGAGAUGCUGGAGCAGCAGAAGGAACUUGAGGAAAUAAGACUCAAACAGGCAAAGGAGGUUGAGAAGAAAGCUAUAGAGGAAGGUAUUAAAGAGAACGGACGCGAAGACACUGAUAAAGUCGUCAAAGCUGUUCUGGCCAACAGACAUGCACAGGAAAUGAGAGAUCUCGACAACCGUUACGCUGCUCUGAAGAAGGUAAUGGUGGAUGAUGCAAUGGCUAAACUUCACGACAAGUAUGAAAAUGAGCGUGACUCCAUGUUGAAACGUCACCAGGAUGAGCUGACAGCACUGCAGAAGCUUGGCCUCAGCCCUCAGGAGUUUCAGGAUCGCCGGACUGAAUUGCUGAAUCGUCAACACAUGGAGCUGUCUGAGCUUGACCGACAUCUGGCUAAAGAGGAGGGUGACAUCAAGCGGGGGGCGCUCGCAGACUGGAAUGUGGAGUAUGCUAGAGCCAAACUCAACCUCAAGGAGAAACACUACAUGGAGUAUGCUGAUGCUCUGCGACACUUUGCGUCUGGUGAAGAUGAUGCUAAGCAGGCCGAGGUGGCCGCUGAAGAACUGGAAAACGUCAAACGUCAGCUGGAGCAGCAGCGGAAAGAACGGGAACUGGCACUGAAAAAAGAACAGGAAGAAUUUGAGAGAAGUGAAAAGGAGCGUGUUGAUGCUGAGAUGACUGGCUACAUGAGAGAGCUUGAAGAGGAAACCCAGAGAGAGAAGGCAAAGCACGAGCGUAAUGUGGACUCUCUCAACAAGAGGAAGGAGGAGCUGCUCAAAGAGAGGAAACAGAAACUCAAGGAUGAUAUGGAGCGAUUGAAGGGUGAAGGAGCGAGUGAGGAUGACCAGCAGCGGCUGCUACAGCAGCACGAGAAGGACACGCAGCAGCUGGUGAACAAGAUGGAGGCCGACCGGCUGCGCAUGCACAGCAGUCUGCAGGAGAGACUGAAGAAACGCAAGGAGGCAAAGAUGAAAGAUAAGGAGAAGGAGCUGAAGGAAAACACAGAAGAACAGAGGAGGGAGUUGGAACACAGGCAGAACAGUGAGAGGGAACACCUCAAGGCUGAUGAGAUGCUGACACUAAACGAGGCUCUGAACAUUGACCAGCUGUUCAGUGAGAGACCAGACCCAGCGGGGCGGUCAUCACGCGUGGGAGACAUCGAACAACCUCCCGUCCCGGACCAGACAGAGUUACCUCCCUCAUACACAAUGGCCGCCCCACUCAACGAGUCCGAGCUAAUGGCGUUGCUGGUGGCGUCGCCACUCUACCAGAAACUGGAGCAGAUGAAGACAACUCUUGCUGACGGAGUCACCAAAGCAGGCUCCAGGACCGCCUCUGGUGACCCAACUAUUGAUGCCAAAGAUGCCGAAUGGACCAAAGACACCCAGCUAGAACCAGUGGACCUCAAUAAAGUGAAUGCUAGAACAUUCGUUGUGUACAAAUUUGGCGUGUUUGUGUCAGAUCUUGUGGCGUCCCACUGCCGCCACCACCCAAUCACCAUCCUCCUGGCAGACAAGAUUCCGCCCAACAACAACCUCAGCCAAAACCUCUACCGCAACUCCUUCCAUUUCGAUGCCAACAACCGCAUCCUGUACGUGCGAACAGCGCGCCUCGACGCAGUGGGAGAAUUCGUCCUGGUCCUCGUUCACUGCAUGGCUCAUAUUAAAUCUGGUGACCUGCGAGAUGACACCAACCCUGACUUCAUGAAGGAGUACCAGCGCGCUCUGGCCGUUGUCUGUGACGACCUGUUCUUCUCGAGAUUCAGUCGGUCGUCCAGCGCUGUCCGUGCCCUCGGCCGGUCUGACCCGCGGUCCGAGCAGGCUGCCCACACGAUGCUGCAGUCCGUGUUCAACAACGAUCACCACGAAGAGGCCAAACUCGGCGUGGUGGAGGAUCUGCUUAACGUCAGACUGUCGCCCAACACUGACGGACACGGAGUCCAGUUCGACAAGGAGAGAAUUGAACAGAGACUUUCGAAAUACUCUGACUUCUCUAUGACCAACAAACUGCAAAGCAUGCUGGGAGAUUUGGAAGACAAGAUUAAACAGGCUGGAGCCCAGGGAACAGCGCCCUCUGUUGACAAGAUGGCGAACGAGCUGAGUCAGAAAUUCUCAACAGCUGGAACAAGUGUUCUAAGCAGACCCGUGGCUCCGAGUUUCAUGAUGGCAAACAUGUCUGGCACUGCUCUGUGGAGAACAUAUUUCAACAGACUUGAAGAAGGGGAGACAACCCCUACAGAGAAUAUUCCAGAAUCAUCACAGGACCACUUUGAUGAUUUGUGCGCUGACUUUGCCAAAAAGACGCAGGAGAUGUUAACGACCAGAGAUAACAUUCAGGGGCUGGAGGAGGAAAUUGCAGCAGAAAUCGAACUCGUCGAGAAAUCUUCCAGCAAGGAUCGCAUGAAACACGAAGCGUUCCUGAAAGAGGCAUACAAGAAGCUCGCCCAGGCCAAAGAGAAACUUUCAGAGCUUGAAAUUGAAAAGAAAAGACUUGUAGAUCUGAUGGCAUCAUGUGAAAGCGAUCCAAAGAAAGAUGAAAUUGUUGCAGAAACGCCAGCGCCUUCUGGUGGGAAGAAAGAGGGAAAAUCAAACAAAAAGAAAUAAGUGAUGGAUAAAAUCAUGUUCAUUAAUACACAGGAAGGAUGCUAUUCAUAGUAAUAUUAUGUAUAAUAAAAACAUUUAAAGACAUAUUGAGAGAUGGGAUAUAUGUAAUUUUACAUGUUGAGUAAAAAUAAAUUUAAGACACUUAUAGAUGAGAUGGACUCAUAUUUCGUUAAUACCUUUCGUUUGUGAUAAAGCUUAGUAUUCCUAAAUGUGUUUUAUUUUAUAAACACUGAUUUGUUUCAUUUAUAAAGCCGCCGUCCAUUGCUGUAUUGUAUUGUGAUAUUCCAAGGUAUAUCUGUGAUAUUUGAUGCAAAGGUUGUUUUAUUGUUAUUUUCAAAUUCUAUUUUACUUUUUGAAAUCAACAUUUUAGCUUUUGUAUUUAAUAUAUUGCUAAUUAAUUUAUUAUGUUAAUUUUUCAUGACUCAGACGUUUUGUCCAUGUGUUUUUCCAAAUAAUGGUUGUUAAAGCAAUGUGAUAUCAGUAUUUUGUGGUGAUGGUAUUUUAGUCAGUUUUUCUGUACCUUUUGUGUUAUUGUUUUAGUAUAUAUUCAUUUUAUUAACUGUCAUGGUGAUCAAUUCAACUUCUUAAGGCAUUUCUGCUUGAGCGUAACAGACCUGGAAGAUACAAUAUCUAUUUUAUCUUCUUAUUUACUUGCAAUUUUUGUACAUAUAUCUUCAUGUUUGUGGAAUUUUUCUUUUUGUUGUGUUUUUGUGUGUCGAAUAUAUUUGGAGUUUUUUUUCAUUGUUUACAUGACAGUCUUCUAUGUAUUAUAAAGUUUCUACUCUGUUCUUUUUGUUAAUAGAAGCUGAAAAUGAUGGAAUAUUUGCAAUGUAAGGAUCCUUCUCAAAAGUCAUAUGUUCUUUCAGCCCUUGAUUUACAAUUAUAAAAUAUUACUUGAUUUACCAAUAUGUACAUUAAGUUUAAAUGCAUCCAAUGCUUCAGUUCAUGUUACUUUUUUCAUAAAUAUUUCACAAAUAAGUUUAUCAAAGCAUUUUGUUAAUUGUGUCACCGUUACAUGCACAGAUUUAAAAAAAUUGAAAUAAUAUAUUUGGCAUGCACAGUGAAUUGAAUGUAAUACUUGGUCUUCAUAUACAAUGUACUUGUAUUAAAAAAAUCUUACUACUCUUUUUUUUUUUUAAACGUAAGGUGAAAUUUCUAAAUGUUUGGGAAUGGUGAAUCACUGUUAUAUUAUUCAGUACAAAAGGUGUAAGAUUUACAUAAAUAGAUGUUUUUACAUCUGCAUCCAAAUCAUAGUUCAUUGUGCAUUAGAUUUGGAGUCUGCGUGUAUUGGUAAAUUCUGCUGUCUGGAUCACAUUUAUACAAAAAUUAAAUUUGAUAAAUUAUAUUACUUAAAUUGUUAUAAAAGUUUGUAGGAAAAGUAUUAGAAAUUGUACUUGGAAAAAUAUGUUGCUAUGUGAUAUACUAUUAUCUACAUGGUGAAUUCUAUUUGAGUGAAAUUGGUUACUGAUGUGCUGGUCACGUUAAGUCCAUGUAAAUUUUUAUAUGAGUGUACACAUUUCGAAUAUUUAAUCAAAACCCGAAGUUUUGUCCUAAUGGUAUAUAUUCUUUAUUACUGUUUGUAUAUUUGUAUCUUUUUAAAGGCCAGAAUCAAAAUGGUGACUUCUAGGACUUCUAUUGACGAGUAGGAUAAUCAACCUAUUUCUACACUUCAUAAGAGUUAAUUUAAUACCCAAAAUGUUAAUAACAAUUGUAUAAUGCUGUAUUCUUGUUGUAUAUUUGAGAGUUGUCCAAUAUUUUUUAAAUGUUAUGUUUCUACUUCGUAUAUUUUAAUAAAUUUAUUAAUUUUG